AUGGCCAGGGUGAAGAACGCUGGUACUGAAGUUACCGCAAAGGCGACGAUGCGUCGUGAAACGGAUCGUCGGUGUAAAGCCGUGAAGCUCUGUAGCGAUGAAGCUUCGACUGCCUUCUUCCUUGAGAUUUAUACAUUCUCUUCCCUGGGUGGAAUGUCUGGGCGGUUGGAAUUUCCUGUUCAUGCUCUUGGAUCCGUUCCAAUAUCUUCAUUCUGGAAUCCCGAAUGUGCCAACUUCAAUAACAAAAACAGUAGAAUCAACAAACAGUGA
Necator americanus (New World hookworm) is the source of this 270-nucleotide messenger RNA. RefSeq lists its product as uncharacterized. The transcript has a single exon. The coding region runs from base 1 to 270 and encodes 89 amino acids. Lineage: Eukaryota; Metazoa; Nematoda; Chromadorea; Rhabditida; Ancylostomatidae. The record is from RefSeq and is a predicted model, not a curated record.